AUGCUCUGGUCCAUCGUCUCGGGCCUCGCACUCGGUCGACGGUACAGGCGGCCGACAACCGCCGACCCCACCGCCGCCUCGAAGCUCAUGGCUGCCGCCGGCACCUACAGCCGCUUCGUGGACAAGUCGCGCAAGCACGAGAUCCAGCAGCUCGAGCGCAUCUACUGCCGCGGCGAGUUGCUCCACGAGGUGCAGAUGCAGGAGCUCUUCUUUGACAGCAAAACGUUUGUCGACAUGCCCAUCAAGAGCUCUUCGUCCGCGGACCAAGUGCUGGCCGAGUUCCACGACCUCAAGCUUCAAUACGGACAGGAGCCCCUGCUGCCGGAGGAACACGCUGAAGGCAAUCGCAGUGACUGGAAAACGCGUCUCGCAGGCUUUAUCGACCGGCACUUUGACCCGCCGGGCGCCGAGCUCGCGCCCAUUGUCCCGCCCGACUAUCAAGAAGGCGCUAUGCCGCUCGAGAUUGCAAAGAUCCGGAACGACAGUCUGCGGGGCUGGGCCAUGGAGCUCCACAAGCUCUGGACCGUGCUCGCCCGUGUCCCCGUGUCAGUGUCCGCGACGCCAAAGCCCCAGAGCUCGUUCCUCUACGCGCUGCCGAUUGCCCACGCGUCGAACGAGUCGGUGAAUGUCUUUGCCCGGCAGUUCAAUGGCGAGAACGUGCUCGUUGUGCCGGGCGGGCGCUUCCGCGAGAGUUACUACUGGGACACGUACUGGAUCGUGCAGGGACUGCUCAUUAGUGGGCUGCAUCAAACAGCCCGGGGCGUCGUGAACCACUUGCUGGAAUACGUGGCCGAGUUUGGCUUUGUCCCGAACGGCGGACGCAUUUACUACCUGACGCGAUCGCAGCCGCCAAUGCUCUCCGACAUGGUGAAACUCGUUGCAAAGCUCGACAGUAGCAGCAAUGCUUCGGACGAAGAUGCCGGCGCGUGGGAUCUGGACUACUUGCGUGCAGCACUGCCGUUGCUGGAGCGCGAGUACGACUUUUGGAUGCGUCGGGGUGCGCAUGGCCAUGCUGUCGAGAUUGCUGGAUCGACUGCCAACGAGACGUUUGUGCUGAACCGCUACGACGCGUCUGCGGGUGUCCCGCGCCCUGAAUCGUACCGGGAGGACGUCAGUACGGCGUCAGCUUCUGUCACGGAUCAUCAGAAUACUGGGGAUAGAGCUGACGUCUACAACGAGAUCAUUGCCGCGGCCGAAAGCGGUUGGGACUUUACUAGUCGCUGGUGCGGCGACUACUCGACGCUCAAGACCGCGCGCACUUCCCGAGUGAUUCCCGUCGAGCUGAAUUCGAUCAUGCACCGCUUCGAGCUCAAUCUGGCAUCGUUCCACGAGAUACUCGGAGACUCUGUCCGCUCAGCUCAAUUCGCGGAAGCAGCGAAAGCUCGAGUGAAAGCAAUGGACGCCGUGCUAUGGAGCGAAGCUGAGGGAUGCUGGAAGGACUACUUGCUGGACGCUCGCGAGCAUUCCAAAGCAGUGUCUGCGUCCGACUAUUCGCCGCUGUGGGGAGGCGCGUUUGAUGUCUCUGAUUCGUCUCGACUGGACAAGAUCGUGACGUCGCUGGAAUCGUCUGGGCUGCUGCAGGCAUGUGGCAUCCAGACGACGACGUUUACUACGGGCGAGCAAUGGGACGCGCCCAACGCCUGGCCACCGUUGCAAGACAUCAUCAUUGAAGGACUGCAGAUCGCAGGGACCGCACGAGCACAGGCACUGGCGAACCACCUCGUCAAGACGUGGGUGAUGGCUAGUUUCGUGGCAUGGCAGAACACGGGUCUGAUGUUUGAGAAGUACGACGCGCAGCAACUUGGUGGAGUCGGGGAUGGCGGCGAGUACACUCCGCAGUUUGGCUUUGGCUGGUCGAACGGCGCCAUGCUGACGUUCCUGACAAAGUACCAGGACCAACUGGACAACAGCGACGGCGUUCUGUGUGGCAACGGCUCGGGAUAG
Molecule: messenger RNA, 1944 nt
Organism: Hyaloperonospora brassicae
Lineage: Eukaryota; Oomycota; Peronosporomycetes; Peronosporales; Peronosporaceae
Source: the annotation of a GenBank genome assembly